Molecule: messenger RNA, 935 nt
Organism: Pipistrellus kuhlii (Kuhl's pipistrelle)
Lineage: Eukaryota; Metazoa; Chordata; Mammalia; Chiroptera; Vespertilionidae
Gene: HTD2
Product: hydroxyacyl-thioester dehydratase type 2
Exons: 1
Coding region: 1-507 (168 amino acids)
Source: RefSeq, a predicted model, not a curated record
AUGUUCCCCACAAUUUCCAGCCGUCAUCUCUGGUGGAGUAGCCUUCAGAGGAGAAUCUGCCUGAACCAGCCAGUUGUAAGCAGACAGCACUUUCAGCAUUUGCACAUCCGAGUUGGAGACCGGGCUGAACUCAGCAGAGCCUUCACACAAAGGGAUGUGGUUGUCUUCUCAGAACUAACAGGGGAUGUCAAUCCUUUGCAUUUAAAUGAAGAUUUUGCAAAACACACCAAGUUUGGGAAGACAAUUGUGCACGGAGUUUUGAUCAAUGGACUUAUUUCAGCUCUCCUGGGCACUAAAAUGCCAGGCCCAGGCUGUGUAUUUAUUUCCCAGGAAAUUCACUUUCCAGCCCCUUUAUAUGUUGGAGAAGUGGUUGUAGCUUCUGCAGAAGUGAAAAGGCUGAAGCGGUCCAUUGCUGUUAUUGCUGUGUCAUGCUUUGUGAGAGAAAGUGAAAAGACUGUUAUGGAAGGCUGCGUUAAGGUUAUGGUCCCAGAAGCUCCCAGCCCCUGAAAUAGGCGUUUAAAGGUGCAAGUUCAGGCAUCAGUGUUCCUGUUAUUGAAGAGCCUCUGAGGAAAACGGAUUGCCACUCUUCAACAAGGGGUGGCCAGCAGCCCACAGUGGGGGAGGGCAGGAGGUAGCGAGGUGUUCACAUGUCCACUUUCUAUUUUGGCCUUAGGCUUCAUACAGACGAGUCUAUCAUCUGAGUUUGUAAAUUUGAAAAAAUAUGGGUUUUUCUUAGCUCAAAGUGCUAAUUUUAGGAUUUCAAACCAAGUUAAAUUUGCAUUUGGAUAACAAACUUUCCUAUAUCUGUGUAGAAUAAGUCUCAGUGAAUUUAUAGCUAGGUAGCAUUUAAUUUUUGACGGCAACUAGAAUAGAAGUUGGGUCAUCUUUGAACACCUGUCUUUUAGCAACAAAUAUUCUUAGAUACUGUUCUUCAG